Polyodon spathula (Mississippi paddlefish) is the source of this 2311-nucleotide messenger RNA. RefSeq names its product visual system homeobox 2-like. Lineage: Eukaryota; Metazoa; Chordata; Actinopteri; Acipenseriformes; Polyodontidae. Gene Ontology annotation, biological process: regulation of transcription by RNA polymerase II. Gene Ontology annotation, molecular function: DNA-binding transcription factor activity, RNA polymerase II-specific; sequence-specific double-stranded DNA binding. The transcript is spliced from 5 exons. The record is from RefSeq and is a predicted model, not a curated record. The coding region runs from base 1 to 1101 and encodes 366 amino acids. Gene Ontology annotation, cellular component: nucleus.
AUGACAGGGAAGGAAGGGGCCGUAUUAUCAGAAAGUCUAAACAAACCCAAAACUGCAUCGCCCGCUCAGAAUGAGGGGACUAACCACCAGCCCAAGACCAAUUCUGCCCACCCUCCCAGGUGUACAGGAUUUGGGAUCCAAGAAAUAUUGGGGUUGAAUAAAGAACCCGCCUCCGUCCCCAGGACCGUCCUGGAGUCCCUGCCGCCUGGGGCUCACCUGCUGGCGGCCAGGUCGGUGCUGAGCCCCACUGGGGCGGGGAUGGGGAUGGGAUUAAUCGGAGCUGGAGGUAUCCCCGCUUUUUACAGCCAGCCUGCUUUUUUGGAAGUCCUGUCAGACCAGCAAAAUAUCCACCUACAGUCUUUGAAUAGGACAGCUCCUUUGAACGCCAGCCAGACAGCCAGUUCAGAUUCAGAAGAUGUUUCCUCGAAUGAAAGAAAACUGUCUAGAUCUACUGUGGGUCAGAGCAAGAAAAGAAAGAAGAGGCGACACAGAACCAUUUUCACCUCUUAUCAACUGGAGGAGUUAGAAAAAGCCUUCAACGAAGCUCACUACCCCGACGUGUAUGCCAGGGAGAUGUUAGCAAUGAAAACAGAACUACCUGAAGACCGGAUCCAGGUCUGGUUCCAGAACCGGCGUGCCAAGUGGAGGAAGCGGGAGAAGUGCUGGGGGCGCAGCAGCGUGAUGGCUGAGUACGGGCUGUAUGGAGCCAUGGUGCGACACUCAAUCCCGCUGCCCGAAUCCAUCCUCAAGUCUGCCAAGGACGGCGUCAUGGACUCCUGCGCACCCUGGCUGCUUGGAAUGCACAAAAAGUCGAUGGAGACGGUGGAGACCCCUCCCGCAGGGAAAGCCGAAGAGGCUCCACGGCCAACCAAUCCGAAACAGGAGGAGCGGGAGGUGGAGGAGAGGAGGACAGACACCAAGUCACCCAUUUCCAAAGAGGAACUGCGGGAGAACAGCAUCGCUGCACUCAGGGCAAAAGCACAGGAGCACAGCGCUAAAGUGCUGGGGACUGUUUCAAGUGAUGCACCAGGGCGCAAAAUGGAGACAGAGGAAGCAGAGGAGAAAAGCAGAGAUCAGUUAAAUCCACUAGAAGAGGAAUAAAUGUUACCUUUUUAUAAAAAAAAUACUUUUAGUUCUUAAAGGCUUAUCUUUUAGAACCUGGCAGUAUUUGAAAUCUAACUUUGUUAUCAGACUCAUAAAAACUCUAUGUGCUUGCUUUGACUUCAAUAUGAUAUCAUUUUUGAUUUUUAUAGUCACUUCAUUUAUUUCCCUCUCCAGUUUACUUCACUGUUGAUUCAGUCCAGCUGGUAUGUUUCAGUAACUCAAUAUUGUGGAGUAGAGGUGUGAGGAAAACACAGAUUUGAUCUUCCCUUUAAGAGAAAAUGUGAUAUUUUAACAUGCCUCUAGGUGGUGCCAAUUGGUCAUUUUUUUUAAAGGGGAGGCAACUUUAGCCACAGUAUUCAGUUUCUUGCACAUCCUUGCAGUGGGGUAUUGACCGCUUUAUUUUGCACUUAUUUGAUUGGUUAAUUUCAAACUCAGGCCAUUGAGACAAAAAAAAAGUAAUUCAGGUGCCUCCUUUAAAUGCAAAAUACUCCACAGUAGUUCACGUUAACAUUGUUAUACACAUUGCGAAAUUUAGAUAAAACAUCUGAAUUUGGAAAACAACUUGAUUUAAACAACUGUUGUUUAUUAACCAAACAAUCUGGAAACUGAAAGACAGCAAUCUUUUACUUUUUCACGUUCUUAUUCUUAAUGUAGUGAUGACAAGAAUUAUAAAGAGAUGACUUCUCAUAAGUAGCAGAUACGUAGAUAUCUGCACAUUCUAAUAUUCAAGGAUAUCGAUUUGGAGUAUUUGUAUUGAUAAGAUAUGUAUUCCCUGGGAGCUUUGCAGCUAUACAAACAGAUUGAGCUACACCCAGCUUCUUCACUGCAGCGGCAGGAAGUUCGCUCACCCAGCGAUGCUAACCCCUACUUUAGCAGGAGCUCUACAAACGCACAGCUGGAAUACUGGAUAGAUGUUUGUGCACAAGCGUUUAAGUUCAGAAAUAAAAUGUUACAGAACCAACAGCACACAGUUUUGAACUACAGGGAGAAUAGAAAACAUUAUCGUCUUGGCUACAGUCGUAGCGCUUGACAACGAAUGAAUUAGUCGUUUUCAUCACUGUCAGCCUCUCCUCUAAAGAGCACUUAUAAAUAUCGUUAGGAGUGCUUCUCAGGGGUCCUUCCCUCCACUCUCCCUAUCUCCUCGCUUCAUUGUCAUGAACAGUAGUUACCUAGCAGUGUUAGAAUGUAAAUAUUGUAAAUAAAUAAA